Paramecium sonneborni is the source of this 927-nucleotide messenger RNA. The record is from the annotation of a GenBank genome assembly. NCBI's taxonomy places the organism in Eukaryota, Ciliophora, Oligohymenophorea, Peniculida, Parameciidae.
AUGUCUAAAGAAUAAGAAUUACAAACUAAAAUUAAAUCUCUUGAAGAAGAUAUUCAAAAUAGGCAUAGAUAAAUUAUAUCUCUAACUGAUAAAGUGGAAGAGUUGUAACGAUCCAUCUCAAACAAUACUCAGGUAUCAAAUUCAAUCCUUAUUUCAGGUAGUUGAACUUGAAGAAAAAGUCAGAAUGCUUGAGUCAUAAAACCUUAAACUAAUAGAAAAGAAUCAAAGUGAUGUUGUUGAAUGGAGGUCCAAAGAAAGGGAUUUCAAUGUAUCUCUAAAAUUAUAUUCUAGAAUCAAAUCCAAACAUUAUAACGAAAAUUGAAUGAGGUUGAAGCUCAACUUAAUGAAGUUAAGGAUCUCAAUUAAUAACUUAUUGCUAAUACUACAUAAAACAAUAAUUCUGAAUCUCAGUUACAAUAAUUAACUAGUCAUUAUGAGCAUCUACUCUAAGAAAAGGAUACAUCACUUAAACUUAAAGAGACUCAGAUUUCUCAACAUGAAUAAAUCAUUCCAUAAUUACAAAAAGAUAAUGAAGAAAAAGAUUAAUAAAUAAAAUCAUUGAAAGAUUAAUUAUCCAUUUAAUCAUAACAAUUAAACCUUUUAACUUAAUAAAAUCUUAAUCUUAAUACUAUUACCGAUGAAGUCAAUAAUUUAAAGCAUCUAAAAGACAAUUUAUUGNUACAAUAGAUAUUAUUCUCAUAUACUUUAUAUAAUUAUUAGAUUUAUCUAAAUCAUGAAAUUCUAUAUUUUAUAUUGCUUUUUAAUCUAAUUUCUCGCAUACAUCCAUCUGCAUUAUUAUAAUAUGUAUCAUCAAACUUAGUUCCCAUAUAACAAAAAUUAUUAGAUAUAAUGACGACAAUGACUAAGAAUGAAUAUUUCAGAUAUAUAGUAUUGCUUUAUAAAUGUAUAGCUGAAUGCUUCAUUUGA